This is a messenger RNA of Heterobasidion irregulare TC 32-1, 543 nucleotides long. RefSeq lists its product as uncharacterized. The transcript is spliced from 3 exons. The record is from RefSeq and is a predicted model, not a curated record. NCBI's taxonomy places the organism in Eukaryota, Fungi, Basidiomycota, Agaricomycetes, Russulales, Bondarzewiaceae. The coding region runs from base 1 to 543 and encodes 180 amino acids.
AUGCUCCGCCUUCCACGCGUUUCCAAACCGAGCUAUCGACUAUUCACGACAUCUUCAAUCCGUCAUGGCACUCCUUGGGAUAGGCAUCCACCCCUCAUCGCCCGUUAUACUGAAAGUUUCCCCGUGGACCUUUUCCGAAUUGGGGCAAGCAACAAGAUCAUCUUGCGGGAUUACCAAGUGCAGAAGAAACUUGGACGGACGAGCUACGAUCUGCAUAUUCAAGAAGAUGGCAAGGUGCACCCGAGGCCCGGUCCAAACUUCGAUGGUCCAAAUGGAGCAUCUCUCCGCCCUAAUGGCCCUAUGAUGCAGGAAGUUGUCCGCAACUUCCGAGGUCGCAACACCACCAUUUACCUCGUCAAAGAAGGGACUGCAUUUCCGCCAGACUUUGUUCUCUUACACGAACAUUCCGACCACUACUCCAUGCAAUGCACUCAGCCCAUGACACUCCCCCAGCUCAAUCGCCGGUUGACAGAAUUCUUUCAGAAUAACGGAGAAGCGAUGACAAAAGCCGAGUUCUGCGAGCGAUAUCCGUUUGAAUUAUGA